AUGAAUAGGAGUAGCAUUAUCAAAACCAUUAUCCGUCGUUGUAGUGAUUUACAUCACAAUAAAGCACCAUAUACAGUACCAGAUUUUAGAGUAUUUGAUUCAAUUGAAAAUUGUCCAAGAUUAAUAAAACUGCGUGAUGCGUUAGCCGCCAAAGGAUUAUGUGAUCCAUGGAUUCGUAAUGAAGUGUGGCGUUUGGAUACAAGAAAUUUUGGAACAGAACGGCAAAGAUUUUUUAAACUCUUUCGUGGCAUACAAUAUGGAUUGAUCUUAGCAAUUAUAUCAGCAUUAUUUACAGAAUAUUCGAAAAGAUCCGAUGAACAUCACGUUGUUGAGCAUAAAGAAAAUUCUGAUGAAUCUAUUUGUGAUGAAAAUGUUAAUAGGAGUAUCAUACCAGAUCAUGGCAAAUACACUGUUCCAAGCGAUGGUGACGAAUGUCCUCCCCCUUAA
This is a messenger RNA of Chrysoperla carnea, 447 nucleotides long. RefSeq names its product NADH dehydrogenase [ubiquinone] 1 beta subcomplex subunit 3-like. Lineage: Eukaryota; Metazoa; Arthropoda; Insecta; Neuroptera; Chrysopidae. Gene Ontology annotation, biological process: electron transport chain. The record is from RefSeq and is a predicted model, not a curated record. Bases 1 to 447 code for a protein of 148 amino acids. Gene Ontology annotation, cellular component: mitochondrion. The transcript has a single exon.